AUCGCUAUCGUGAAUAUCCGCUGGAUAUUUCUUUAUUUAUUUCCUUUGACUGUGUGAACCAUGUACAAUGUUGCGUGCACUCCUGCGUUCACCUAUUCGUCCUUCUCAGCUCGUAGCCAGACCAUUUCAACGGCCAUUCCAACCUCCCCGUCUCUCUCCGAAUCCCUCUCGACAGCUAUCGACACAUCAUUGUCGCACGCCCAGCAGAGCAUGCAAUGCAUAUCGUGUCUUUCUUCACGCUGAGACUCGGCGGCCCAAUGUCUUGGCUGCGGCGGUCAUAGGUGGCCAGAGGAGCUUUCAUGCGACACGGCCUGCCCAACAUGGACCGUUAUUGACGGUGUUAGCGGGUUUGCUAAAGACUUCAACCGCUUUGGAGUUUGCCAGGACAGCCACAAGAGUUGCUGUAACAUUCAUUCCUUUGAUUUUGCUCAAGAACCACAAAUCAAGACGAAAGCUACAGCAUGCUGAAACGACAGGACAGAUUCUGGGGGAGAAGGACGUCAUCGUCAAGCGCAUACGAAAUCGUACUAUGUUGUUCCAUGCACUCCUAUUCGCACCUAUACUUCUCUUCUGGGCUACUAUCUUCGCCAGUUUGGAGCGAACACCCCUGACCGGGAGAUGGCGAUUAAUCCUCCUAUCUCCUGAAGAGGAGGAUCAAAUUGCUGCUCAACUGGCUGGUCCAGGUUGGUAUUCAGCAGUCGGCGAUAUCCUCGCGAACGAUGGUCCGACGAAGGUGAUCUCGCCCGAAGACUGGCGCUACAAAUGGGUGCAAAACGCUCUUCGGCGGUUAGAGAAUGUUAUUCCGGUCCUUCAGCGCGAACAAGAACUCGAGCCGACGUGGCUUGAAUGUGGACCUGACGAUAUACCAAUUCCCCCGCCUGCUGAGUUCCCUUUACGACCACGACCGCGUGCUUCCGAGUACUUGCGGAGAUUUGCAGAGUUCAGUUGCGCUCGGACAGUACAUCCGGCACCACACGCUAUUGCUGGACCACCGUAUUCUCUUCUCGUAGUCGACAAACCUGAUUCAUCCAAUGCGUUUUCUUAUGGGUUUGGUCCGGACGGAGGUGGAGGUGUUGUUGUGUUCUCUGGCUUCUUGGAUGAAGUCUUAUCUAAACAUAAGCCAGAAAUGAGCACCGAGAACUAUCCUACUCCGCCCGUACAACCCAAAUCAUGGCUGUCUUCUUUGUUGGGAGGCAUCUUGUCAACACCUGCAAUGCCACCUUCACCACAACCCCUCGCUCCAACUGAAGAGCAAACUUCUGAGCUCGCCAUUCUCCUUGCUCAUGAAUUAUCUCAUCUCAUCCUCGCUCAUCACCUCGAAACACUCUCUUCUAGCUCUAUCAUCUAUCCAGGCGUCAUCUCUAUUGCGACGGACGUUGUCCGUGCAUUAAUAUUCCCGAUCACUAUGCUUUUUGGGCCGUUUAUCAAUGACGCCCUUGCUGGUAUGGGCAAGGCUGGUACCGGAGACCUUGCUCAGAUUGCAGAAUACUGUACAAGCCAAAAGCAAGAAGUUGAAGCAGAUAUCGUCUCUGCUCGAUUGCUGGCGCAUGCAGGCUUUGAUCCUCGACAUGCUAUAGAAUUCUGGGAAGGCAGACAGGAGACUGAGCAUACCGCUGAGUGUACUCCUAAUGCUGCUAAAUCUAAGGCGCACUACGAUGAGAAUCGACCUAUGCGAUGGAUGAGUUCGGCGCAUCCUAUGAAUGAGAUUCGCGUUGCGCGAUUAAGGGAGGAGUUGGAGAGGUGGGAGCAGGCGAGGCGGCAGGAGAGGGAGCGGAGACGAGCCAAGCAGUCACAAUCAUAGGGCAAAGUAUUCUGGAUGAUUCCUUUCUGGCAUGCUGUGUGUCACACGAACAUUUUUUUUUCCCAUCUACGGUGGUUUAGUCCUCUUUUCUUGCAUAUUAUUUAACACUCUCGUUCAUCAUCAGUAGGUACCUCUCCAUUCGGUUCGGCGGAUUGUAUAAUAAGUAGAUAUUUCCUGCUGUAAUGUUUACUAGAACAGCUCCACUACUCCACUACGUCCAAACUUCUACCGAAACUUCAGUGUGAGGUACAAAUCCAAUUUAUUCAACCUUGUUUCCUC
Messenger RNA from Somion occarium, 2080 nucleotides. The record is from the annotation of a GenBank genome assembly. Lineage: Eukaryota; Fungi; Basidiomycota; Agaricomycetes; Polyporales; Cerrenaceae.